AUGGUCAAGGUCUCUAGCGAUAAGACGUCCACGCCAGCGCAGAAACACCUCUCCGGGAUUUGGCGAAAGGUCGUUUGUGGCUUGUCCAUCCGUCUUUUGUGGACCUCGAAGCAGAGGAGCGGUGUGGUGGCAAAUAUGUUGAUUGAAGAGUGGGAGCGCCGUAGGGUCGAGGGCGAAAAGACUGUGGUGACGGUCUCCACCCACAAGACCGGGGACAAGGAGCCGGCCACCUUAGUCAUAUCACAUGGAAAGGCCGAGCUAAUGGAACGGUACUUUUCACUACGUCAGCGGGUCAUCACGUCCGCGAAACAGUUUUUCGUGACCAACAAGGGCGAGAGAGUCACAAAACUAUAUGAUGACAUUAAUAAAAUUUACGGUUCACGCUUGUCGGCCAGCGUUUUCAGACGUAUGGUCGAAACCAAAUCCAGAGGGCACCACCCCGACGUGAGCAAGUCGGUGGCGGUGGCACUCCAGCACGGAGACGGCACGGCGCUCAAAUUUUACAGGCUGCCGGACACCAAUGAGGCCAUCCGCCGGCACGACAAACUGGAAAUGGUCGGUGCGACGGCGUUAUUUGAGGCGGAGGUGUUGAAAAACUUUGUAGAGAUAUUCGGCCAUCAGGCCUAUGUCAACAUGACGCAUGAAAACAUCGUCGAGAGGCUGCAGACGUCGGACGAGUACGCCGCUCAUGAUGGGGCCGAGAUCACUCAGUCGUUCGUCAGACGGGUGAAGGCCCGGUACGACGAACAAGUCCACGACGACCGAGUUACGAUAAUUUACGAUCUGGCGGUACAGGAAUAUGAAAAAAACAACAUUUCAAAAUAUGCGGUUGAAAAUCUGGCGAAGGAAAAUAAAAUACAUUAUUUCCUUUACGCAAAUAAAGAAAAGAUUGUUAAGGACGUGGUGAAAAGAUUUCAAUAG
This is a messenger RNA of Macrosiphum euphorbiae (potato aphid), 921 nucleotides long. The record is from the annotation of a GenBank genome assembly. NCBI's taxonomy places the organism in Eukaryota, Metazoa, Arthropoda, Insecta, Hemiptera, Aphididae.